AUGGAGGUGAGCUUCAGUGAGUACAAGGCCGAGAGGGCUGUAGACUCAGAGCUGAAGGCCUUCGGCCUGCCAAGUUUUGCUCGUGUGCCGGAGGAUACGCAGCAGUUCGACCUGCAGGAGUCUCCUGAGGCGGCUCCCCCGGGGCUGAUCCCAAGGUCAAUCCAGGUCCUCUGCGACGGAGAUCUUUGCGACAAGGCCAAGCCGGGAGACCGAGUGCAGGUCAUUGGAGUCUUGAAGGGCUUUCCACCGCCUAUGCAGGAUUUCACGGACGGCGUGUUUCCAAUCAAGCUGGUUGCAACCAGUAUCACCUCCGUCAAAGAAAUCGUCGAGGGCCAGUUUGUUGCUGACGAUGCCAGGGGCUUGGCUAUGUGCCAACCAUGA
Symbiodinium sp. CCMP2592 is the source of this 381-nucleotide messenger RNA. Lineage: Eukaryota; Dinophyceae; Suessiales; Symbiodiniaceae. The record is from the annotation of a GenBank genome assembly.